GAGAGCGCGCCCUCAUCAGGACGAUGCGGCCGUGCCAGCUCAUCCUCCCCCGACUACCGUACCCCCCACUCCUCUCUCUGCACAUCUACUCCCCCUCCCAGCUCAGAACCGGAGAGUCGAACCCGGACCGGGCGCAGCGCUGCGGCUCGUCCCGUCAUGGCGCAGACGCGAAAUCCCGCUGAUUCAAAGCUGGGAUGAAGGAAGGACAGAUCCGAUCUAAGCUGAAACUUGGUCACGUUGAAGAUUCGAACAUCGGACCUGAGCAGUGAAUCGGUCCGGGAGAUUCCUCCGGAACCACCGGGGUACCCCCUCGCGACGUGACUCAGUUUAGGGGGGUUACUGGUUUUUAUUUGCAGGCGCGAAGAGAACCAGAGGCUGCAACAGUCAUGGUGGAUGCGGCAGAGUGCGGAGUGAAGGUGAUGUGCCGCUUCAGGCCUCUGAACGAGGCCGAAGUCAACAGAGGAGACCAAUACAUCCCUAAAUUUAAAGAGGACGACACGGUGGUGAUCACGGGGAAACCAUAUGUGUUCGACCAAGUUCUGCCUCCAAACACGUCACAGGAACAAGUUUACGAUCAGUGUGCCAAACAGAUCGUCAAAGAUGUGUUGGGCGGCUACAACGGGACCAUCUUUGCCUACGGACAGACGUCAUCUGGGAAGACGCACACCAUGGAGGUGAAGGGUCACGCUCAGUGAAUUUCACGUCAAUCGAUCCCCAAUCCAUAACAAUCCUAGAGUAUUUUACUAUUGACUUUAAUCCACAGUAGAAGGAUUAGAGCGUUGUGUAACAGACUUACAUCACUUCUGGGUGAUUCUCUGGUUUUGAAGUGAAAUGUUUACAAGUUAAAAAGGUUGAACAGACAGAUUUUACGGCUGCGUUUCCGAUCACGAG
Molecule: messenger RNA, 891 nt
Organism: Nothobranchius furzeri (turquoise killifish)
Lineage: Eukaryota; Metazoa; Chordata; Actinopteri; Cyprinodontiformes; Nothobranchiidae
Source: RefSeq, a predicted model, not a curated record